Molecule: messenger RNA, 1479 nt
Organism: Triticum dicoccoides
Lineage: Eukaryota; Viridiplantae; Streptophyta; Magnoliopsida; Poales; Poaceae
Exons: 7
Coding region: 654-1250 (198 amino acids)
Biological process (GO): transposition
Source: RefSeq, a predicted model, not a curated record
CUUUCUAGAACGAGAGCGACCCCAAUCCCUAGCGACCCCAAAUCCCUCGCCGCCGGCUGCACCCCAAAUCCCUCGCCUCCCCAACCUCUCAUCUACGCCCUUGCUCUAUUCCUUGUGUCGUUGACCACCAACCCGUCGCCUCUGCAUCGAACAUGGCCGUCCUCGUCCGAGUCGUCGUCGUCACCGUUCUAGCCGCCGUUGCCACCCCAUCCUCCUCCAACCACGGCCAUUCCCCAUCCAGCUCCUCUGGUCAUGUGCUUCGUUUGGAAGGAACUGAGGCUCGCUUGGAUCUGGCACAAUGCUCCACCACCUCACCAGAUCGACUGUGUUUCACCUUUGUUACAAACUGCUCAACAAUGCUACAGUAGCUGCUCGUAAUUUUUCCACUUGGACCUCCUGAUUGGGAUAUUGUGGUGGAUUUUGGGAGUUUGUUAGCCAGCUUUCUGACUCACUAUUUCAGCAAGCCUUUGAAUUUGUUAAAUGGCAGAUCGUACAUGGAUGUAUAGUGGUUGGCAGUUUGGUGAAAUUACUUCUAACCUAUGGCUUGAACAAACCAACCGAUUUCUAGACCAUGCAUUCUCUUUUCCUGGUGUAGCCGAAGGUUGUAAAAUCAAGUGUCCAUGCUGCAAUGAAAUCUGGACUCAAGAAUUGGGAUGGCAGUGGUAGCACCAGCACGACCCUCAGCGGGAAGGCAAAAAAAAGCUUUCAAUGAUUACUCUGAUUUGGCUAGAGCCGCACAUCCUGAUGAUUGGGAGCAGCGAGAGUUGGAUGGGCAAAUAUUAUAUGAAUCAUUAGGCGGCAUUCCCCAUGGGCGACUAGCAAUAGCAGGUGGGGCAAUCAAGAAGGCUGAUGUUAUCUCAACGGCUAGAGAAAAGAUAUUGAGGCUGUCAACUUCAGCAGCACAUCAACGAACUGUUCAAGAAAAUGAAGAGCUGAAGCGACAUAAUGAGAACCUGCAGCGACAUAAUGAGAACCUGCAACAUAAAGUGGAUAUGCAUGAACGAAUCCUAGUGGCCCUUUUUAAGGAGAUGGGAAAAGAACUACCAGCGGAGCUACGCCAAGGAGCGAGUUCCCAACCACAUGGGACACCUAAUUCAUCUCAUAUGAGAUCCCAAGCCGCCGAUGACAACACUGGUGAUGAUGAUUUGGGUACAAAUGGUGGUGCUGACAACUCCAGUGGGAAUACCAGUGACCAGGCCAUCGACGCAACUAACCUUUGCACAACUAACGUUGGCAGUGCCUUUUGUUGACUUAGAGCUAGACUUUUUAACUAAUGGUGGUGUUGGCAACAAAGCAGCAUUUUGGUAGUUGCAAGACUUUAGAACUAAUGGUGGUGUUGACAACAAGAUAACAUUUUGGUAGUUGCAAGACUUUAGAUGAACUGUGAUAUAAUUUGCUUAUAAUGCUUUGGAUAUGCAAAGCUGAAGCUUAUGCUUGCGAACUGAACAAUUUAUCUUUUGUUGUCUCUGAGAAGUGUUA